Molecule: messenger RNA, 1159 nt
Organism: Frankliniella occidentalis (western flower thrips)
Lineage: Eukaryota; Metazoa; Arthropoda; Insecta; Thysanoptera; Thripidae
Exons: 3
Coding region: 43-645 (200 amino acids)
Source: RefSeq, a predicted model, not a curated record
CGACUGCACAGCACCAGUCCACUCGUCAGAGGCAGCGCAGCCAUGGUCAGACUCCGCCGCUUCCACAUCCAGGCCCUCGAGGGGACCAUCCUGGCCGGGCUGGUCGCCAUGUGUCUCCUGCCGGGGCCGCUGUCUCUUCCGUCGGUGAGCGCCAAGAGAACAACCACGCUCGUUCGGAUGGAGAGAUUGGGCAACUGCCCGGAAUACCCGAACCUGCCCUGCGGCUUCUCAGAGUCGGGAGUGUUCCCCAUGGGGAAAACGCAGUGGGGCAGGGGCAUCAUGGUGUUCGGCAGGAACUACACCAGGUUCACCAAGGUGGUGGCGCGCAUCCUAAGGUGCACCGACAGGAACGACCCGCACUGCGAGCUUUUCCAGACCUGGCGUUUCGGAGACGAGUCCUGCUCGUUCCUCACCAUGAAGGGUAUGCUGUGGACGCCGCUCUUCCGCAUGAUCCCGACGCAGAGCUGCCCCAUCCGAGCGGGCGCGUUUAAAAUGGAAAACGUGACGGUCGACUUAGAAAGGUUAAAGGCGAUAAACUUUCCAGACAAAGGUUACUGGAAAGUGAACGUAGAGGUUGAAGCCGACAAGAUUCCGAAGCAACUGUGCUACUACUUCGAGGCUACCUUCAUCAAAGUGCGAGAAUGAGAAUCAGCAGUCGACGGGCACAAAACUUCAAGCUGACACUUGAAGUUCGCAACUGGAAAGUUGCUUAGAUUCAAUAGUAGAAACGUUAAAAAUCAAUUUAAGUAACGGGAAUGAAAUCAGAUGAUACAAUAGUUGUAAGAGAUGUGUCUCAUUUCAAAAUUUCGGAGGAGGGUAGCCUACUGUAAAAAAAUGUUUCGAAAUUGGGUUGCAUUGAUAUAUUGUGCAAUUGGCAUGUGUCCAAACGCUACGUGUUCGUACUGGAAAUUCGAAUACGCUAAGGUGUUCAACUCGGUUCAACUGGGAUAUUGAACACGUCGCGCGGCCAGAAUUGCUUGAGCAACCUUGCAGUUGAAGACUUUUGAGUGUUCGUAAUCGUUCGAAAUAUCCAGUCCCACACGUCAAAGUAUAUGUGCAACGUAGUGUUCAGCACUCGCAUAUGCACGCCAGUUGAAAGCUCAACUCAACAGUGUAGUUUUUUCACUUUUAAAAUAAAUAAAUAUGUACGACCGAAAAA